Messenger RNA from Entrophospora sp. SA101, 747 nucleotides. NCBI's taxonomy places the organism in Eukaryota, Fungi, Glomeromycota, Glomeromycetes, Entrophosporales, Entrophosporaceae. The record is from the annotation of a GenBank genome assembly.
AUGACAAGCGAAAUAAAAAAUGCCCAAAAUUGGCUAAAAGAAAAAUACAAAGAUAAAAAUACUGAAAAAAUUAUUGAUAUUGGUAAAGGGAUAGAAUUUGAGGAAGGAGAAUUGAAAAUAGAAGAAUAUACAAAUCUAACCACUAUUAAACUUGGUGGUGGAAAGAAAAUAACCAAAUUAACUAUUACUAAUUGCCCAAACGUUGAAGAAAUUGAUGUCUAUGAUAACGAAAUUGCUCAAAUAAUAGCACUUAAAGAUGAUGAAAACUUAGAAGAUGAUCUAUCUAAGUUAAGUGGUUUACCUAAUUUAAAAAAGCUAAGAAUACAAAAUAAUCAAAUAAAAAAGCUUGAUGUUAGUGGCAAUAAAAAGUUAGGUUUUAUUAACUGUUUUGGUAAUGAAGAUUUAAAGAUUAUAGAAGAAACUACUAGCGAAGAGUUAGAUAAAAUAUUGAAAGAAAGUAUCAAAAAGGAAUUAGGAGAAGAUGCCUUGCAAGAAUUCAUAGCAGAAAUAGAAAUUCCUACUAAAAAUUUUUCAAUUUUAGACUUCGACUCCGAUGAAUAUUUUCUCAAUUGUUUUCUAAAAUCAAAGCAAAGCAAUUGGUUUGGUUAUUUUCCAACUGAAUAUUUUCUAACAAAUAAUCAAAAACUUUUAGCGGGUGAAUUAAGAAAAGAGAAUAUUGUCAAAGAAAUAGUAAAAGAACAAAGGGAUAUCACCCCUGAAUUAUCUUAUCGGCUUGGCUUAUAUUGA